Cynara cardunculus var. scolymus (artichoke) is the source of this 701-nucleotide messenger RNA. RefSeq lists its product as uncharacterized. The record is from RefSeq and is a predicted model, not a curated record. The transcript is spliced from 3 exons. Bases 130 to 441 code for a protein of 103 amino acids. NCBI's taxonomy places the organism in Eukaryota, Viridiplantae, Streptophyta, Magnoliopsida, Asterales, Asteraceae.
UGAUGGGUUCUAUAUUAUAUUAUAUAUAAUAAUCAACUCCAUACGGGUGGAAAACGAGCGGAUGAAUUUGGUGUUGUGAUUGCUUAUUUAAGAAGAAGUUUUGGAUGCCAUCAUCAGCUUUCUGAUUUGAUGAUGAAGGGUUUUGGAUUGUUGGUGCUUGUAACAGCUUUAAUCUGCCUAUGCUUCCUCUCAUUUCCUCCUCCACCUGACCAGGGAGGAGCAGGCAGGAAACUUAAGGGGACUGUGAAUGACGUAUACAAAGUGGACGAUGCUAGCGAUGUAAACCUACUCGACUAUCACCAGGAUGAUCCCGUUCCAAGUUCGAAAGCCUCGAUAAAUCAUGGGCCUGUUCAGCAUGGCACUCCUCUUAUACCGUACAUCCCCAACCUUCCACCUCCUGGACCGGACCACCCCAACCAUGUUGAUGCCGUCUUUCCCUAGCUUUAUGAGGAUCGUUAUCUGAUGAUCGUGCGUUCGGGACUCAUGACUAACAAAAUGCGCUGUUUUCUACUUCCUUUAAAAAUAAGUUUCGUAAUUUUAAAUUUUCUUGUAUUGGUUUUUGGAUGUUUUAACUGGUAGAUCUAGUCUCAAGUUUGAAGCUCAAAUGCCAGAAUAUUUGAUGUAAGAUAUAUAAUUUAUCGUAAAGUCGUAUAAGGUGUAUUUGACGAUCGUUGAAAUAUGAAUAAAAGUAUUUUUUGGGU